UGAAAUGGCACAAUAUUCCAGGGGGUAUCACAGACUCAAAGCGGCCUCAUCAUGUUUAGGUUGUGUUUAUUAACAACACGUGGGUUUUUAACUGGGAAAGAUGUAUAUAAUUAUUUCACUUAUCACAUCUUUCCAGUGUGGGACCCCUUCCUUCAGCGCCGCUCAAAUACAUUCUUGCUAUUUGGGGACAAAAUAGCUCAUGUUUUUAUUAAAGCUAAAGCAUUUUUUUUCUCUAGCGCGAAUUAACAUUUUUCCAUAUGGAAAGUUUGGAAAACUCAGAUUGCGUUGGGAAGGCAGGAAAUUCUCAUUGGAAGGGUUUACCCUUUUCAUUCUCUCGCCUUGCCUUUCAACAUCUGGAAAAUAUUGUUCGCAGAGCUGGCUGGGCUUGGAGUUCGAAGCCUGCAUGACGAGCGCUGGCUGUCUUCUGCAAGAAAGGGCUCAGUGCAGACCUUUUAAAGCAGGUGGUGCGUUUUAUUCACUUCCUGCAGCCAAUAGAGGGGACGAAUUUGGAGCUCUGCUACAAACUCCAUCAUUUUGCCUCGAAAAUAAACCUGGAACUCGAUUCAGGACACUUCAAAACUGCUGUUUUUCGCAGUUCGGAAUUAAAUCACUUCUUUUGUUUGUAUUGUCAGUUUUUUCGGUCUGGUACAUUGCACAUAUCUGAAAUAGCCAACAUCAAACACCUAACAAGCACAGUGGACGCAAGAUUGAUGCCCUCACGGAUCUGUGCAGACACAUGGGAGGCAGUUAAUAAAUCAUCGUUGAGCGAUCCAGCGACUUUAGGAAUCUGAACCUUUGGAAGCUUGAUCUUGCAUUGUAUUCACUAAAGAAGGUUUUGCUUGUGUCCCGGAGUACGUACAACUGUAAUAAUUCAAGUGAUAAUGGCAUAUAUUCCUUGGAGUCGUGAAGUGCAGCUGCUUUGUCUUCUUGCAUGCAAUGUUUUGAUGGUGCAGUGUGAAACUGAAGAAGACAACGAAUUCUAUGAGAACCAUUUUGUACAGUCCAGGCCUCGUAACAAAGUCAGUGUUUGUCCUAAAAGCUGCAGUUGCACUCAGGAGGGAGUUGUGGACUGUGGAGGAGUGGACCUACAAUAUUUUCCCGAUUCCUUACCAGAGAAUACACAUUACUUGUCCUUGCAGAAUAAUCGGAUUAGCAAGAUCCCAAAGGAAGUACUUUUACGUCUUCCAAAGCUGGAAACUCUUAAUUUGCAGAACAACAAUCUGACUUCUAAUGGUCUACCAGAGGAAGCAUUCACAUCACUGACACAUCUCAAUUAUUUGUAUCUUGCAAAUAAUAAGCUAACUAUAGCUCCAAAAUACCUACCCAGUACUUUGGUGAGUGCAGAUUUUGCAGCAAAUAAUCUUGCAAAGGUCUAUCCUCUUACAUUUGGACAAAAGCCAAAUCUAAGAUCAGUUUAUCUUCACAACAAUAAGCUAACAGAUGCAGGUUUGCCUGAUCCGAUGUUUAAUGGCUCAGACAGUGUUGAAAUCUUAAUAUUGUCAAGCAAUUUCCUGAAAUAUGUGCCUAAAAAUCUACCUUCUGCACUAAAUAAACUGCAUUUAAAGAGCAACAAGCUUCAAAAGAUUCCUACGGGAGCCUUCACUAACCUACAUGAUCUUCGAGAGCUAUAUCUUCAGAACAACUACAUCACCAAUGAAGGAAUAGAUGAUGAAACCUUUACGAAACUGUCUAGUAUGGAAUACUUGGAUUUGUCUAGCAAUAACCUCACACAAAUCCCUGCUGGUCUGCCUCGGAAUAUUGUAAUUUUGCAUCUGGAAAAAAAUGCAAUAAAAUCUAUUCCUAAGGGAGUCUUAACCCAGAUUAGAAACCUUGAAUAUUUACUACUUCAAAACAACAAAAUAAAGGCUAAAGAUAUUCACCCUUUAUCUUUUCUUGGGCUAAAGAAAUUGCACACUGUUCACUUGUAUAACAAUAUGUUAGAAAGAAUUCCCAGUGGACUACCACGGAGGGCGAAGACACUAAUGCUUCUACAUAACCAGAUCACAGAAAUUGCCCGUGAUGACUUUAGCACAACCUAUGUACUGAUGGAGCUCAAUCUGAGUUACAAUAAAAUCACAAGCCACAAAAUCCAUAAAGAGGCCUUCCGCAAACUAAGAAUGCUAGAAUCUUUAGAUCUUUCAGGAAACAAUUUAGACAGAAUACCAGGAGGACUUCCACAGAAUCUGCAAAUCUUAAAACUGAAGGAAAAUGACAUCAGCAUAAUUCCUCCAGGCAGUCUAUCAAAACUAACAAAACUGAAAGAACUAUAUCUGAGCAACAACAAACUAAAACAGAGGUCAUUUCAUCCUGGAACAUGGAAGGACCUCAGGAGCCUGCAGACACUAGAUCUUGCAGGAAAUCAAUUAACUGACAUCCCAAGAGAUCUGCCAGAGUCUUUGGAAUAUCUUUACCUUCAGAACAAUAUGAUUGCAGCCAUCUCUGAAAAUGAACUUGACUCAGUACCUAACCUAAAGGGGAUUUUCCUCAGAUUUAAUAGGCUGACUCGUGCCAGAAUUAGGCAAAGUAUCUAUGAGAAGUUGAAACAGUUGCAAGUGCUGGAUGUUGAAGGAACUGUAGAUGACAAUGAGGGAAAGAAUGAUAAUGUUGAAGAAGAACUAGAAGAAGAGGAGGAGGAGAUGGAAGAAGAAGAGGAGGAGGAAGAAGAAGAGUAUUAUACUACAUCAUAAUAAAAGUAAAGGGACCCAUAUUUUGGAAGCAGAUGAAAGCAAAGUAGAACUGGAUAUAUUACGCAAUCACCUACCCCAUGCAACCUAAUUUUCAGCCACACCUGAUGAAGAUGAUACUCAUUAGAGUACUUUACAAUUUCAAAGACUCUAGAAAGCCUUCCAAAGCUCCCAGUCUUUUUAAAUGAAACAGUCAUGCUACCCAUCUUUCAGUAAUCACCAGAAACUAGUAUUUCUACAAUAAUUUAUGUGAUUGCAGUCUACACAGCUUGCUACCAAUGUAUGAAAGUCAUCUUGCUUUGAAUGUCUUUAUAUGUUAAUAAUCAGAUUCAUUAGCAUGACUGGUAAUGUCAGUGGUAAUGCCAGCAGGUGCUGGUCAUUAUUCAUAAGACAGUAAGGAGCCUAGUGCUUCUGAUACGGAAAGGCUUGAAAGACACAGAAGUUAAACUUACGCAGCAUUUCAUAUUUGAAAAAAAGAAAACAUUGACCCCAACACUGCUUUCCAUUGCAUUAAUUCUUCUCAAAGGAAAACAGCUUAUUGUUUAAAAAGAGAGAGAGAGAGAGAGAGAGAGAGAGAGUAAGUAUUUUACGAAAGAAGCAUGUUUUCUUAAAGUUUAAAAACAGAUAAUUUACCAGCUAUAGUAUGAAUCAUGUGGACAGAAUGUGAGCCAUAUAAUUAUAUAACAAGUCAUGUGUUUAGUAAUAGGUGAAUCCAUUUCAUCCCCAUUAAUAUGUUGUACUGACUGUACACCUGUGUAUAUAUAUAU
Molecule: messenger RNA, 3451 nt
Organism: Protopterus annectens (West African lungfish)
Lineage: Eukaryota; Metazoa; Chordata; Ceratodontiformes; Protopteridae
Gene: PODN
Product: podocan
Exons: 11
Coding region: 882-2687 (601 amino acids)
Molecular function (GO): protein binding
Source: RefSeq, a predicted model, not a curated record